AUGUACCAAACCGGCUGGGUGCGAGCGCAGCAGACCAAAGAUCGCGGUUGGAUCUCGGCAGCUCUCGCCGCUGGGCACCAUAGAGCUUGCGUCCUUUUGAACCAGAUUGGAAAGCCGGCGUUGGACUCGUUCAUUUCAGCGUUCUUGGUUCGCUUUUGCUUUACGCAGGCGCCGCCUGCGUGUCUCGAGUGGGAGUAUCGGCGACCACUGUUGCUUCAGGAGAUCUUGGAAGCCGACGCGGACAUCAUCUGCCUGCAGGAGCUCAACCAUUUUGACGAGCUGGACCAGGUGCUCAGCGGUCUGGGUUACGAGGGGGCCUUCCGAGAGAAACACGCCUCACCCGCACUCAAGUACGAGUACCCUCCGGACGGCAUGGCGGUGUUCUAUCGGAGGAGCAGAUUCCGGUGCUGCCCCAACGGAGUGGAGGGUCGCUCCUUUCAUGACGACUCCACGGGCCGGGAGCAGUCCCAGGGCUUCCUGCAGAUCUUGUUGGACGACAUGGUGGUUGGACGAGAGCUGCUGAUUGUGACAACCCACUUGAAGGCUAAGGACGGGGCGGAGUGCGAGGAACUGCGGCUGCAGCAGGCGAGUCAGCUCCUGCGCAAUGCGGAAGUGACCUUGCAGCGAUUACAAUACCGCCACAACCACCACCUCGACCGCCACCAAGGAGGAUCGGGGGGAGGAGCUGCUGCUACUUGUAGUAAUGGAGCAGGGGGAGGCGGUCAGGGCAGCAGUGCUGGCAAUGGCGUCCAUGGGAAUGGGGCCGGGGGAAGUGGCAAUGGGGCUGCUGCUGCAGCUGCUACAGCUGCUUCGGGCAGCCCCCGCACAGGCAAUGGUGCAGCUAAUGCCGUGGCCGGCAGCUACGGUCACAGCCGCCACCACAACAAUGGGAAUGGUGGUGGAGGUGGUGGUAUUGGCGGCGGCGAGGUGGCUCGCAACGGUGUUGGAGGUGGCAUGGCCGGGAGUGGGAGCAGGCCCUUCAGUAUUCCGGUGGUGAUCACGGGCGACUUCAACACCAUGCCGGGGUCCAAGACGUGCGAGGCCUUCCGGCGACAUCCCCUGGGUCUGCAAUCUCUGUGGGAGCAGCGACCUCUGGAUGCAACCCUCAGCAGCAGUGAUGUGGAUCAGAGCGGUAGCGACUGGGAGAACGUACAGCUACCAACACCGCCGCCGCCCGCACAAGCGCCAACAACAACAACAUCAACAGCAGCAGCAGCGCCAUGCGCGGCCCCCGCGACACCUGCGUUCCCUGUCUCGGCAUUGCAUCCACAACAACAACAGCAACAACAACAGCAGCAGCAGCAGCAGCAUGAGGAGGGGGAUGCGGCGGCGGCAUCCAGCAGCUCUGGAGCAGCUGGAGGAGCAGCUGGAGGCGGAGGAAGCGGCAGCACCGGCGGUGGCGUCAGCACCUCCCCGCAGUCGUCAUUGGUGUCCUUCCCGCCGCCGCCGUCGGAGUUCAGCACUUGGAAGUUCCGGGUUAAGGGCGAGUCGAAGCGCAUCAGCGACUACAUCUGGUUCUCUGCAGGUGGCAAUGGAGCUGGGGGAGGGGGAGGAGGCGGAGCAGGUGGCGGUCUGCUGCGGCCGCUGCAGCGGUGGCGGAUGCUGACGGAGGAGGAGAUCGGGCCGGGCGCGCUGCCGUCAGCGGCGUACGGCAGUGACCACGUGUCCCUUUGCUGUUUAUUUGAGUGGGACGUUGAUGCGGACUUGGAUUGGGUGCCGGCCAACAGGGAGCAGGACUGGGGAUGA
Volvox carteri f. nagariensis is the source of this 1746-nucleotide messenger RNA. RefSeq lists its product as uncharacterized. Bases 1 to 1746 code for a protein of 581 amino acids. Gene Ontology annotation, molecular function: 3'-5'-RNA exonuclease activity. The record is from RefSeq and is a predicted model, not a curated record. The transcript has 6 exons. Lineage: Eukaryota; Viridiplantae; Chlorophyta; Chlorophyceae; Chlamydomonadales; Volvocaceae.